This is a messenger RNA of Closterium sp. NIES-65, 4149 nucleotides long. Lineage: Eukaryota; Viridiplantae; Streptophyta; Zygnematophyceae; Desmidiales; Closteriaceae. The record is from the annotation of a GenBank genome assembly.
AUGCGAGAUACCAAACAUUCAGAACGUGUAAGUAUGCAUUAUCUGAACCCAAAAGGCUCUGGGUGUUGCGCAUUUCCCUCCUCUUCUGUCUCCCUCUCUUCCUCUCUCCCUCUCUCCCUCUCUCCCCUCCUCUCCCCCACCAGCACAGAUGCAUUGGCGCCUCAUCUCGCCUCCUCCCCCUCUCUCACCACCAUCUCCCUCCACCGCUGCUUCAGCCACACACGGCCUCGCUUGCUUCCAGCGAACCUUGAUCAUUGCUUAUCUUUUUCCCUCUUUCUCUCUUCCCCUCGUCCCCUCUCGUCCCCUGUCUCCCUCUCUCCCUCUCUCCCCUCCUCUUCCCCACCAGCACAGACGCAUUGGCGCCUCAUCUCGCCGCCUCCCCCGCCCUCACCACCAUCUCCCGGCACUGCUGCUUCAGCCUCACACCCCACACCUCCCGUCCUCUUCCCCUCUCUCCCUCCCCUACCCCCCCACCCCACCAGCACAGACGCAUUGGCGCCUCAUCUCGCCGCCUCCCCAGCCCUCACCACCAUCUCUCUCCACCGCUGCUUCGGCCUCUCCCCCCACACCGUCUCGCUCCUUCUAGAAGCUUCCAGGAAACCGGGCUCGGUGCUGACUGCCCUGGUCUUCAGCCACGUGGACAGGCUCUCUGUGCGCCACGUGGCACCCCCAGAUACCGCUAUCCCCAGUGCCGCCCAGAGCGACCCUCCAAAAGAGGAUGAGGAUGGGCGCAUGUCAUUUCUUGGACUGACUCAGAAGAGAGAGGAGGAGGGUGAGUGGUGGGAAAUGACAUGCAAAGGAGGGGGUGGGGAAUGGGGGUUGGGUAGCUGCGCUCUCACGAGAGUUUCACCCGCCCUCCCCCUGCGCCCCCUCCCCCUUGUGCAUGUGCUAACCCGCUUCCCCUCGUUCACUGCACACCCUCCCUCCCGGCCCCCCUCAACAUCUCCCCAACCCCACCUCACCAGCCUCCUUCCCAGCAGCACUCUCUCGAGCGCUCCAACGCCCUUCUUCCCUGCGUUCCCUCUCUCUGCACUCCUGCCAAGCGCUCUCAGCCAGAGCGCUGCAGCUCAUUCGUUGCCCGCCAGAGUGCUGCAACUCCUGGCCUUCAGCGGAUCCUGCUUCCCCAUCUUCCCUCACGCCUCCCCUUUCCCCUCGUUCUCCCUUCUCUUCUCCCCCACUUGCAGGCCCUCUGUUUUGAGACGUCUCAAAACACUCCUUCUUUCACGUGCCCUCUGUUGCCCCCAUAACGGGCUGCUCUGCCUCAGCGGAUCCUGCUUCCCCAUCCUCUCUCUCACGCGCUCCCUGCCUGCCUUCCUACACUCUUGCUACUCGCCCAACCUGUUACCAUCCUUUCAGGCCCUCUGUUGCCCCCAUUUCGAGCUGCUCUGUCUUACCCCAUUCACGACCAUCCUGUGUUUCCCAUCCUCCCUGAUUCCUUCCCUCUGCCACUCGCUCUCCCAUCCCAUCGCUCUCCCUUCGCUCUUUCCUCCAACGCCCCUCACAACUCCCCCAGUUGCUGGCCCUCAUUGCCCCCAUCUCGAGCUGCUGUUCUCGCUCGCCCAUCCUCCCUCACGCCCUCUUCCUGCGUCCCUCUGUGUGACUCUUUUUUCCCCGUCCUUCCUCCCCCAUCUCCUCUUCGCCCCGUCCCACCCCUCACUACUCCCCACGUCAAUGCAGGCCCUUAAUUGCUCCCAUCUCGAGCUGCUGUGUCUCGGCGGCUCCUGCUUUCCCAUUCUUCCUGACGCUCUUCCCCUGCCCUCCCUCUCGCGCCUCCUCCUCUCACUCCCUCCCCGCCUCGUCCCAUCCUCCCUGCUCUCCCGCCUGGCGUCUGCCUGCCCACUGCCAAGCGCAGCAGACGCAGCAGCAGCAGGGGUGGGGGGGGUGCAGUGGGGAGAGGGGGAGGCACGGAGGCAGGUGCAACUGGGGGGUUUGCAAUGGGGGGUGAUGCAAGCAGGGGGGGUGCAAUGGGGGGCGGUGCAACCAGGGGGGGUGCAGUGGGGAGAGGGGGAGGCACGGAGACAGGUGCAACUGGGGGAGAUGCGGGCAGGGUUGGGGGAGUUGCGGCUUGGUGUAUGGGGGGGAAGGGAGGCGCAGAGACAGGUGCAACUGGGGGAGAUGCGGGCAGGGUUGGGGGAGUUGCGGCUUGGUGCAUGGGGGGGAAGGGAGGCGCAGAGACAGCCGCGGGGACAGGUGCAGAGACAAGUGCGGCCGGGGGAGGCACUAGGUGGCGUGGCAGUGCUGCUGGAGAGGCUUCAACUGGUGGAGGUGUCUUUCUGGGAGAAGGGAGAGGUGGACGAUAUGAGGGAUGUUAUUAGUUCCCUCCCCCACCCGCCUCUCCUCCUAGACCUUUCCACUGAUCGAGGGGCACUCAUUGCCGCCCAUAUCUCUCGUCAUGCCGCCCGGAUUCACGCCCGUGCUGCCCAGGGCGUCUCUCAUGCUGCCGCCCAUACCCGCUGGCACCUUCCGUCCUUUGCGGGCGCUUCCGGGCAAGUGGUAGCAGUGCAAGCGACAGCAGCAGAGGCAGCAGCGCAAGAGAGGGUAGCAGAGGCAGCAGCGCAAGAGAGGGUAGCAGAGGCAGCAGCACCAGAGGUGAUAGCAGGGCAAGUGGCAAUAGCAGGAGCAGCAGCGGCAGAGGAAAACGUUGCGCAGGUGAGAGUAGCAGAAGAAGAAGCAGCCGAGACGAUAGAGGCAGCAGCACCAGGAACAUCAGCUGUUGCCGAUAGGGCAACAUCUCCUCCUCCUGCUGUUGCAGGGGCGAAUUCUCCUUCUCCUGCUGUGGCUGCAGCAGCUGGUGCAGCCCGUCACUUGUGCCGGCAGUGUGUGAGGGCCACUCGCCCUGUCAGACCAGCUUCCGCCCCUAUUCCCACUUCAGACGAGUGCUGCUGUGAGCUGGACUGGCUGGGGAAAGUGCUACUUCAAGCAGGUGCGGACAUGGCAGUGGGCAACCGGGGCGAGGAGACACCUCUUUACAUCGCCUCACUCAAAUGCCACCUCUGGGUGGUGCGGCAGCUGCUCACACACACACAUACCCUUACACCCCUGCGCCACUCGGUCUCUCCUUCACUCCCCCACUCACAGGUGCUGCUACAAGCAGGUGCGGACAUGGCAGUGGGCAACAGGGGCGAGGAGACACCUCUUUACAUCGCCUCACUCAAAUGCCACCUCUGGGUGGUGCGGCAGCUGCUCACACACACACAUACCCUUACGCCCCUGCGCCACUCGGUCUCUCCUUCACUCCCCCACUCACAGGUGCUGCUACAAGCAGGUGCGGACAUGGCAGUGGGCAACCGGGGCGAGGAGACACCACUCUACAUCGCCUCACUCAAAGGCCACCUGUGGGUGGUGCGGCGGCUGCUGGGGCACUGCAGGAGGCGAGGGCUGGACUGGCAGGGGGAUGCAAGCCUGCACAGGGGAGCGGCUGCUGGGGCACUGCAGGAGGCGAGGGCUGGACUGGCAGGCAGGCAGAUGCGAGCAUUCACAGGGGAGGGCCACCUGUGGGUGGUGCGGCGGCUGCUGGGGCACUGCAGGAGGAGAGGGCUGGACUGGCAGGGGGAUGUGAGUCUCCACAGGGGAGGCUCUGGCUGGACGCCCCUCAUGGCAGCAGCACUGUCGAACCACACCCACGUGCUGCACUCAUCUUACUCCUUCCCUUCUGCUCCUCCUAUGGCAAUUCCUUUCCACUCUCCCUAUGCAGGCUCUGGGUGGACACCCCUCAUGGCAGCAGCGCUGUCUAAUCACACCCACGUGCUGCACACUCUGCUGACCCACCAUGUACACACCCACCAAUCUCAAGACGACACAUCAUCACCAGCCUUAAUCAACAAGCAGAAUACCUAUGGCCUAACAGCACUGCACAUCGCAGCAAGGUACGGGUCCUUGGAUUGCAUUCAAUCUCUGCUGGCUGCAGGCGCGUUCACUGCCGUGCCGGACCUGUAUGGCGAGCGGCCGUCGGGCCUGGCGAGGAGGUUCGGGCAUUCCGAGGCUGUUCAGCUGCUGCUGGCGGUGGAAGGGGUGGAGAUUGGAUUGGGUGGGGAAGAAGAUGGGGAUAAUGGGAGCAAGGGGGGCGAUGAGGGAAAGGAUGGCAAGGGUGGCAAGGGGAAGAGGGCAAGGAGGAAGGGGAGGAAGGCCAAGGGCAUCGAGGAGAAUUGA